GCGUUCUAGGCGCGGAGCUGGGCGGCGGGCAGCGGGCCGCGGGGGGCGCGGGCCGGGCCGGGGCCACAGCCGAGCCGGAGCCGAGCCCGGGGAGCCGCGGCCGGGCGGGGAGCAGGCAUGGCGCCGCGCGGGGCCGCGGCCCGCGCCGGUGCGGGCGGCCUGGGCGCCGAGUAGCCGGGCCGGGCCGGAGCCCGGGCUGCGGCGGCGGCGGCGGCGGCGGAGGCAGCUGUGCCCCCGCCCUCGCAGGCCCCGCGCCCCGCGCCCGGGCCGCCGGCGAUGGUGACACAUGCGGCGGCGGCGCGCCGGCGGCAGGACCAUGGUUGAGCGCGCCAGCAAGUUCGUGCUGGUGGUGGCGGGCUCGGCGUGCUUCAUGCUCAUCCUGUACCAGUACGCGGGCCCGGGGCUGAGCCUGGGAGCGCCCGGCGGCCGCGCGCCGCCCGACGACCUGGACCUCUUCCCCACGCCAGACCCGCACUACGAGAAGAAGUACUACUUCCCGGUGCGCGAACUGGAGCGCUCGCUGCGCUUCGACAUGAAGGGCGACGACGUGAUCGUCUUCCUGCACAUCCAGAAGACUGGUGGCACCACCUUCGGCCGCCACCUCGUGCAGAACGUACGCCUCGAGGUGCCCUGCGACUGCCGGCCCGGCCAGAAGAAGUGCACCUGCUACCGGCCCAACCGCCGAGAGACCUGGCUCUUCUCCCGCUUUUCCACGGGCUGGAGCUGCGGGCUGCACGCCGACUGGACCGAGCUCACCAACUGCGUGCCCGGCGUGCUGGACCGCCGCGACCCCGCCACGCUGCGGACGCCCAGGAAGUUCUACUACAUCACCCUGCUGCGGGACCCCGUGUCCCGCUACCUGAGCGAGUGGCGGCACGUGCAGCGGGGGGCCACAUGGAAGACAUCGCUGCACAUGUGCGACGGGCGCACGCCCACGCCGGAGGAGCUGCCGCCCUGCUACGAGGGCACGGACUGGUCGGGCUGCACGCUGCAGGAGUUCAUGGACUGCCCCUACAACCUGGCCAGCAACCGCCAGGUGCGCAUGCUGGCCGACCUGAGCCUGGUGGGCUGCUACAACCUGUCGUUCAUCCCCGAGGGCAAGCGGGCCCAGCUGCUGCUGGAGAGCGCCAAGAAGAACCUGCGGGGCAUGGCCUUCUUCGGCCUGACCGAGUUCCAGCGCAAGACGCAGUACCUGUUCGAGCGGACGUUCAACCUCAAGUUCAUCCGGCCCUUCAUGCAGUACAACAGCACGCGGGCGGGCGGCGUGGAGGUGGAGGCGGACACCAUCCGGCGCAUCGAGGAGCUCAACGACCUGGACAUGCAGCUGUACGACUACGCCAAGGACCUCUUCCAGCAGCGCUACCAGUACAGGCGGCAGCUGGAGCGCAGGGAGCAGCGCCUCCGGGGCCGGGAGGAGCGCCUGCUGCACCGCGCCAAGGAGGCGCCGCCGCGGGACGACGCCGACGAGCCGGGCCGCGUGCCCACCGAGGACUACAUGAGCCACAUCAUCGAGAAGUGGUAGUGGGGGGCCGGGGAGAUGGGACGGACCGACGGAGGGACGGCGCCCCAAAUGCACGGCCCACAAGGGGCUGUGCCUGAACAGAGAGGGCGUGGGGCCGUGGUGGCUGGUGGGCUUGGUGCUUGCCCCUGCCAGCCCAGGGCUCUGAGACGCCAACCCACGCGGCCCCCCGGCCAGAGGAGAGGUACUUGAAGAACGCCCCACCAGGCCUGCACGCAGCCCCCUCCUCACUGGCACAGCAGCCGAAGGUUUGACAAGAAAAAGUGGCAUCGGCGGAGUGGGCCUGCCAGGCCAGGAUCCCCCAUGCCCACUGUGCACACCCCCUUCUCCCAGCCCCACCCCUGCCCGGGCCAGCAGGGUUCCAAGACCAGCUCCAAGCACCUUCCCUGGGAACACAGGCAGCCCUUUGAGGUGUCGUCAGGAAUGGAACCCCCGGGUUGCCCAUCCCAAGGUCAGGGCCCACCCUUCCAGGCCCAGGGAAUCCCACCCUGCUCUCUGGCUCAAGGUCAGCACCCACAGUCUGACUUCACGCUUUGGGUCAGGAAAUCGAGGCCCAUCUCCUGGGAGCUCAGCACCCUCUGCCCCAUCAGACUGCAGAGGGCUGGGGGAGACGGGCCCUCACGCACUGCCCCCGUCCACAGGCAGACUGCGUCCCGAGAGUGGGGAGACUGGCCAGGAGUACUGCCACCCGGCCUUGGGGAGGACCGCCCCGCCAGACCAGCUCAGGCGGGUGGGGGGCUGGGAACCCGGAGCCCCCACCUGUUCUCCUUUCUGACCCUCUGAGAUGUGUUAGCAGGCUGUCCACGGCCCCAGGCUCCUCGCUCGGUCGUUAUUCAGGGCACACACCCCACUGUUCCCAUGACCCCGUACAUAGAGGUACAGCCCCUUCCGUUGGCUGGGACACAGCAGACCCAGCUGCUGCCCGUGAGCCGUGACUUGGGGCCACGGUGGCUCUGGAUGGCCUGGAAGGGGACUCGGGCCUUCAAGUUCUCAACUACAUUUGGGGAGAAACUGCCCUGGGUGGCUGUAUGGUACCCAGAUACACAGCCCUCCCCUCCCUGGGACCCCUGCAUUCCCCUGCACCCCACCCCCACCCCCAGAUGGUCAGGCCCUGUUCUCGGCAGAUUGGAGAAGCCUUGUUCCCUAUCCGGUACCCCAUGCCCUACCCUCCUGGGCUAGAGGCCCUCCAGGCAGGCCUUCCCCGGUGAGGCUGAAGACCUUUCUGGGGAGCUGAGUGGGAGCCCCACAGCCAAGGUGGAUGGGCACCCCGCCUCCCCAGGAGGAAGCACGCAUGCUGGGGGCUGCGGGCCUGACUCACAGGGCGCAGUGAGGGCGAUCCUACCAGGGCCCUCCCUUCCCUGCCCCAGGCUCCACUCGGCCUUCCCGGCUGUGCCCCCGUGGAGUCGGGGAGGCUGGGAGGAAGCAAGGGAGCUUCCACAGCACAGGGCAGGCUAAGGGGUGGGAUGAGGUGGCCGCCCGGGAGGCACCAGCUGCAGUCGUUGGCCAUCUGGCACAAGGGCCCUCCGGCUUCUUCGACCAGCCGCUUCGUCUUGCAGUCCUGGGCAGGGGGACCAGCAAGCCAGGGUGGGCACUGUACCAGCCCGGUGCAUGACCACCCACAGGGUGCUUGCGGCAUGCUGAGGUGCGUGCCAGGUGAGCGGCUCUGAGGGGUGGGAAGGUCAGCGUGGGGACUCUGAGGCUCAUCGCUGGGGUGGGUGUGCUCCAGGGAGGAGGUGGGGGCUGGCCGAGUCCAGGCCCCGAGAGGAAAGCUCAGCCUGUUCUGCCCGAGCCCCUGGGCACCCAUCCUGUGGCCUGGCUGAAGACAGCUCGAGAUGGCUUCCUGUGUGGGCAGCCCUGAGCGUGGGACCUGGGCUGUACAUAUGGAGUGUUGUCCCUUACGGCCCGUUGUCCCAGUUCACACGGGCACACGGGGCUCCUCGGUUUCUCCCUCGCAUCUGGAAAGCAGGCCCGACGCGCGCCGGUCCCUGGGCCCAGGGGCCCCGAGGCAGCACCGUCUGGCAGGGCGCCGGAGCCCCAGUGCGUCCCCCUGCGCUCAGGCCACCUGCCCCGAGGUGCAGCGGUCCCUGCCUCCUGCGGCCUCCUCGACGCCGCAGGCCCGCAGCGUCCCCUCCCGGGGAGGGACCGGGGGCGGCAGAACAGUCCGAGCAGUGAGUCUGUGAACUUUUUGGGAACUGGAAGUGUUUAACUUGAACCCAGGAGCGUUUAAAGCUUUAUUUAUUUAUAGCUUCUUAUUAAAAAAAAAAAGUGUUGAGAAGAAAUCUUUUGGUUAUUCAUACAAAAAAAUGAGUUGAUGGAAAAGUCAGUCAUAAUCAUCUAAUUGUUUUUGUCUAGGUCAAGAACGAAUGUCAGCAGAUGAAAUAAACCUGAAAAGGA
Messenger RNA from Manis pentadactyla (Chinese pangolin), 3913 nucleotides. It is a transcript of the gene HS6ST1, whose product is annotated as heparan sulfate 6-O-sulfotransferase 1. The transcript has 2 exons. Lineage: Eukaryota; Metazoa; Chordata; Mammalia; Pholidota; Manidae. The coding region runs from base 287 to 1522 and encodes 411 amino acids. The record is from RefSeq and is a predicted model, not a curated record. Gene Ontology annotation, molecular function: heparan sulfate 6-sulfotransferase activity. Gene Ontology annotation, cellular component: membrane.